Messenger RNA from Alligator mississippiensis (American alligator), 567 nucleotides. Its product is annotated as ral guanine nucleotide dissociation stimulator-like 1. The record is from RefSeq and is a predicted model, not a curated record. Lineage: Eukaryota; Metazoa; Chordata; Crocodylia; Alligatoridae. The coding region runs from base 1 to 567 and encodes 188 amino acids. The transcript is spliced from 5 exons.
AUGUCUGUGUAUCUGCCGGGAGAUGAGGAGGAAGGGUGCGGGUGCAUCACUCUGCAUUCUUUCCUGAAGUGCUGCCGCCCCAGCAGGCAGGAAGGGCACAAGGAGGAAGGCCUGGAGCAGGGAGCCAGCUCCAGGAGGAGCAGCAGGCGCCACGAGCAGGCCGUUGAAGACCGUGUUGAAAGCCUGCUGCGGGAUUUCCACAAUGUCACCAGGUUUUUCUGUGACUACAGGGCCUUUUCUUCUCCAGGCGAGGUCCUGGAAGUCCUCCUGCGCAGGCAUGGAAACGAGGACGCCUGGAUUGGAUCAGGAGACGCCAGAAGAGUCCUCGGGAACCCGCUAGCCCUGCUCCUCAGCACCUGGCUCCUUACAACGCCAGAAGAUUUCAGGGAGGCACCAGGUUACCCCAAUUUAAAGACACUGCUCCAGUACCUGCAAGGAGACAUGCCUGGCUCUCAAGUGCUGGAAGAGGCAGAACACCUCCUGGCCAAGUUUCUCAGCGAAGAGCUAGAAAAUGAGAGUAAGUUAUAUUUUUUCCCAAGCUAUCGCUGCCUAACCUCCCAAACCUGA